Messenger RNA from Nycticebus coucang (slow loris), 1654 nucleotides. RefSeq names its product chondrolectin (gene CHODL). Gene Ontology annotation, biological process: positive regulation of axonogenesis. Lineage: Eukaryota; Metazoa; Chordata; Mammalia; Primates; Lorisidae. The record is from RefSeq and is a predicted model, not a curated record. The transcript is spliced from 6 exons. The coding region runs from base 334 to 1158 and encodes 274 amino acids. Gene Ontology annotation, cellular component: cytoplasm.
CUCAGUCCCUGACUCGUCAUAGGCUUUGGGAGAAGCAAAGCGCCACAGCCGGGGCUGCUGCUUCACCCCUGGGACAGACGCGUGACCGCCUAACUUCUGUGCCCUGUCCCUAAACGCGCACCCGCGGAGGGUGUGCUCUAGCCGAGCAAAGCGCGCCGGGCUGCAGGUCUCGGACGAAGGCGAUGCGCGCAGGGGGCCGGGCAGCGGGGCUCGGGCGGCGGGUGUAGGGCCCAGCCGGGAGGCCGGGAGGCUGCAGGGUUAGAGCCGCGCACUGCGCCGUGGGCGGACACCGCUCUCUCGCCUCGCAACACCUGCUGCCGCCACCGCGCCGCGAUGAGCCGCGUGGUCUCGCUGCUGCUGCUGGGCGUCGCGCUGCUCUGCGGCCACGGAGCCUUCAGCCGCCGAGUGGUCAGCGGCCAAAAGGUGUGUUUUGCUGACUUCAAGCAUCCCUGCUACAAAAUGGCCUACUUCCAUGAGCUGUCCAGCCGAGUGAGCUUUCAGGAGGCGCGCCUAGCUUGUGAGAGUGAGGGAGGAGUCCUCCUCAGCCUUGAGAAUGAAGCAGAGCAGAAGUUAAUAGAGAGCAUGUUGCAAAACCUGACAAAGCCUGGAACAGGGAUUUCUGAUGGUGACUUCUGGAUAGGGCUUUGGAGAAAUGGAGACGGGCAAACAUCUGGCGCCUGCCCAGAUCUCUACCAGUGGUCUGACGGAAGCAGUUCCCAGUACCGAAACUGGUACACGGAUGAACCUUCCUGUGGGAGUGAAAAGUGCGUUGUGAUGUACCAUCAACCAACUGCCAAUCCUGGCCUUGGGGGUCCCUACCUUUACCAAUGGAAUGAUGACAGGUGCAACAUGAAGCACAAUUAUAUUUGCAAGUAUGAACCCGAAAUUAAUCCAACAGCCCCUGUAGAAAAGCCUUAUCUAACAAAUCAACCAGGAGACACUCAACAAAAUGUGGUUGUUACUGAAGCAGGCAUAAUUCCCAAUCUAAUUUAUGUUGUUAUACCGACCAUACCGCUGCUCUUACUGAUACUAGUUGCUUUUGGAACCUGCUGUUUCCAGAUGCUACAUAAAAGUAAAGGAAGAACCAAAACUAGCCCAAACCAGUCCACACUGUGGAUUUCAAAGAGUAGCAGAAAGGAAAGCGGCAUGGAAGUGUAAUAGUUCAUUGAUUUGAUUCCAGAAAUGAAAAUAGAGUUUUAUAAUUCUGGAUCUGUAUAAAAAUGGCAUCAGAACAUGAGCUUGGAAUGGCUUGAAACCUCAAGGGAUCUGCAAGUUGAACUGUAAGCUCCCUCUUGAGGCACAUAUUAAAAUAAUUUUUAUAUGUUUAUUAUUUCAUUUACAAAAUAUGCUGUGCUAAUAAUGGAGUGAGACACGCUUAUUUUGCUACAGAAUGUGCCCAACCUUUGAGUAAAUGGAAUGGACCAUGCAGAUAAAAUUGCUAUCAACACAUCAGGAGUUAUGUGUUGGAAGCAGUUCUUUUUAUUUCCUUCAUCUUUCUAAGUUGUAAUCUAGUUAAUGUAAUGUAAAUUGUAUCAAAAUUUACAGUGUGCAAAAAUAUUUUACCUUUGCAUAAGUGUUUGAUAAAAAUGGACGGUUCUAAUAUUUAUUUUUAUGGUGUUUCAUUUUUCAAUACAUGCUGUUUUGAUUAAAGAAA